UCAGACCAUUGCGGGGAUUCCAUACCCUUUUGGAGUUGAAUCAUCUGAAUCCAAAGGAGCUGGCUGUUACUUAGACGAAGGGUUUGCAAUAUACUGCUACCCGAAUGAGACUGCCGUGUUGAGGCUCAAGGAACUAGAGGUGCAGGUGCUGAAAAUUUCUAUUGAAGACCGCACGAUUCGUGUAAACAACUCUGCUGCUAAGUACUGCCAGGGUGAUGGUUAUACUAGUCCGCAACCGCCAGAUUUGUCCGGGACACCUUUCACUUACUCUCAGAGUCACAAUACAUUUGUUUCGGCGAGUUGCGACCUCCUGGCCGUGGUGUACAACUCAUCUUACAACCCAGGCAUCCUUGGUGGGUGCAGCUCUGUUUGUGGUGAUGAGACUAAUUCUAAUAGUACAAACUAUUCGGAGUGUAAGAAUAGUACCAACUGUUGCCAGACUAACCUUCCCCCAAACCGGAAGACUUUGUAUUUUGGCUUGCUAACCACAGCUGGAGACGAUGUAGAUUGCUCCGUUAAUUACAGUUCACAGCGGCAUAAACAUGCAUUUCUGGUUGACCAAGUUUGGUUUCAGAACUUUUCUAGUUCAUGGGCUGGAAGAAUCGACAAAAAGGAUUUGGAAAAGGUUCCUUUGGUGCUAGAAUGGGCCAUAAAUGAUUCAUUCAUACGGUUUAACGAAUCUAAUUAUCCCUCUACUAAUUCAUCUAUUUGCCAGAAGGUUUCGGCAUACAAACAGAGCACGUUUAUCUGUAGCUGCAGGGUAGGCUACGAAGGAAAUCCCUAUCUUGGGAACCAUUUCUGUCAAUAUAUUGAUGAAUGCACAGAUCAUGCUAAAAACCAUUGUUCUGCCGGCUCAAAAUGUGUCAAACAUGGAGGGAGAUACCGCUGUAAAAAAGUGAGCAAAGUCAAAAUAUAUGUCCGAAUAGGUCUUUCCGCUUGUUUUGAUACAUUGUUGCUACUUCUCGUUGGAUUUUUGGGGUACAGAAAGUGGAAAAAAUGGAGUGACCGUAACUACAGGCGAAAGAAUUUCGAACGGCAUGGGGGAUUAUUGUUGGAACAACAAUUGUUGUCUGGUGAUGUUAAUGUUGAGAAAAUCAAGGUGUUUGACUCGAAGGAGUUAGAGAAGUCCACAGACAAUUACAGUAUGGAUAGAAUUCUCGGUCAGGGAGGUCAGGGUACCGUGUACAAAGGAAUGUUAGCAGAUGGAAGAAUCGUUGCUGUGAAGAAGUCUAACAUAGUUAAUGAAGGCGAAGUUGGACAAUUCAUUAAUGAAAUUGUCAUCCUUUCACAAGUUAGCCACAGAAAUGUGGUUAAGCUAUUAGGUUGCUGUUUAGAAACCAAAGUUCCACUCUUAGUUUAUGAGUUCAUACCCAAUGGAACACUUUCUCACUAUAUUCAGCAUCAAAAUGAGGAGUUUCCUCUUACGUGGGAAGUACGCUUACGAGUUGCCAUCGAAGUUGCAGGAGCUAUUUCAUACUUGCACUCAUCAGCUUCCUCUCCCAUUUACCAUCGAGACAUUAAGUCUUCAAACAUACUCUUGGAUGGUAAGUUUAGAGCUAAAGUUGCGGACUUUGGAACAUCAAGAUCAGUAGCCAUAGACAAAACACAUCGUACCAUGACAAACGUACAAGGAACAUUUGGUUAUUUGGAUCCAGAGUACUUCCAAUCUAGCCAGUUUACAGAUAAGAGUGACGUUUAUAGUUUCGGAGUGGUUCUUGCUGAGCUCUUGACCGGGCGAAAACCAAUUUUUCAGAGGACGCCACAAGAACCCACGAGUCUUGCAACUUAUUUCCUUGAGUCAAAGGAGCACAGUCAUCUUUCUGAUAUUCUUGAUGCUCAAGUUGUGAAAGAUGGUAGGAAAGAAGAGAUUGUGGCAGUUGCCAACCUUGCAAAACGUUGCUUAAAUUUGAAUGGAAGGAGACGCCCUACUAUGAAAGAAGUAGCCAUGGAGCUGGAGGGAAUUCAAUUGUCAGUUAAAGGUCUGGGUCAUGUUCAAGAAGAACUUGCAGAGGUUGGUUAUGUUCCAACUCAUGAAAUAACAGAAGCUUGGGAUACAAGAUCUUAUGAAGUUCAAGGUACAAGUCCAUCAUCCUAUGUACAACCACUAUUGUUUUCCAAUACAAUAUAGGGAACAAUCAUAUUGUAAUAAUCACGUUAUAUGU
Molecule: messenger RNA, 2162 nt
Organism: Rosa chinensis
Lineage: Eukaryota; Viridiplantae; Streptophyta; Magnoliopsida; Rosales; Rosaceae
Product: wall-associated receptor kinase-like 22
Exons: 3
Coding region: 1145-2128 (327 amino acids)
Biological process (GO): protein phosphorylation; cell surface receptor signaling pathway
Cellular component (GO): plasma membrane
Molecular function (GO): ATP binding; protein serine/threonine kinase activity
Source: RefSeq, a predicted model, not a curated record